Lingula anatina is the source of this 1108-nucleotide messenger RNA. RefSeq names its product neuroendocrine protein 7B2. NCBI's taxonomy places the organism in Eukaryota, Metazoa, Brachiopoda, Lingulata, Lingulida, Lingulidae. Gene Ontology annotation, molecular function: enzyme regulator activity. Gene Ontology annotation, cellular component: secretory granule. The record is from RefSeq and is a predicted model, not a curated record. Gene Ontology annotation, biological process: regulation of hormone secretion; neuropeptide signaling pathway.
UCAAACGAAAACCCUUUGACGCCAUGUUGCAUCUGAUUUCUGCCAUCAUUUGACAAAAAACGCCAACAGAAGGACGAAAACGGCUGAGGAAGAACAAGACCAAGGGAUACCACUCCAAGAAAGCGACCUAUAGGCGACAUACUACGCAACCAACGGGUGGAAAGAAGAAAAAUCGAUUAUCAUGCGGCUUUCGACGUAUAUGCUCUUUGCCGUCAUGGCAACCAUCCUGACUUUCUCCCACGCUUCGUAUUACGAAGACAACGACGCUCUGUUCCGAGAAAUGUUGGCCGAAAUGGAAGAAAAUGAAAGAGAAAAACAGUAUGGAGUUGAUGGCAGCUACGAUCCUUACGCAGCCUUCGAAGACGGAGACAAAUACGACGAUAGUUAUGGCCCAUUCGCUGAGGCCAACCUUAACCCGACAGUGUUGUACAACCCAGGGAUUGAGAAACCUGACAGCAAUGAUGAGUUGGCCGGAGAUGACCCGCGCAGCGCUGAUAUACGUGAUCAAGAAAAAGAAAACCAGAAUAUGCUUUGGGGAUAUCAAUACGUUUCAGGUGGUGCGGGAGAGGGAAAGCAGCACUUGGUGGGUAACAUUGAUAACUCGAUGAAGCAGGAAGUAAAGACAGACGCAGCUUUACCUGCAUAUUGCAACCCCCCAAACCCAUGCCCCAAAGGAAAGACAGCUGCAAAGGACAACUGCCAAGAAAACAUUCCCGAUACAGCCGCGUUUAACCAGCGUUAUAACAACUGGCAACAAAAGAGCGGGGCAUGCAAAUGCGACAACGAGCACAUGUUUAACUGCCCGGACGGCGCCACCGUCAGCAGCAAGAAGGCUUAUGGUGAUGACUAUGGCAGUGACGAGCUGGACAACUUGGUAAAAUCCUUGUUGGGUGAGAAUACAAAGACAAGGGACGAGGAGAGCAACCCGUUCAGCCAGGGCUCAAAGCGUGACUCACUGGUUCCCAAAAAGCAUCUGCACAAGAGAGAGGCUGAGAAAGUAAUGAAAGACCCCAUCAAGUUGCCAAACCCCAAUAUGAUUUUAACUGACAACAGUAACCUGAGAAUUGUAGCCAAGAAAUCACCUCCAUUAUAUUAAUUGAUAUAGAAA